Rotaria sordida is the source of this 978-nucleotide messenger RNA. Lineage: Eukaryota; Metazoa; Rotifera; Eurotatoria; Philodinida; Philodinidae. The record is from the annotation of a GenBank genome assembly.
AUGAAGAAUAUUAUAAUUUUAAUUUUGAUUCAUAUUUUUUAUUGCCUCAAUGCAAAAUUAACCACACUUAGUACAUGUAAAGAUUGUCGUGGAAAAAUUCAUACAAAAGAAGAUUUACAAUUAGCUAAACAACCUUUAAUUAUUAAUCAAAAUCUGGCUUGUCACUAUGCAAAAAAUAAAUUUUUUAUUAUUGUUAAAUCAGGAACUUUUCAACGACGAAAUUUUACACGUUCUACAUGGGCACGAGAAAUUAAUGAACGUUUUGAUAUAGCUGUUUUAUAUGCUAUUGGAUAUCCAAAAGAUCCUGCUAUGCAAAAAGAAAUUAUUGAUGAAGAUGAAAAAUAUCAUGAUUUAUUAGAAUUUAAUUUUCUUGAAAGUUAUUAUAAUUUAACAUUAAAGACAACAAGUGUUUUAGUUUGGUAUGAUAAAUAUUGUUCGAGUAACAGUGAUUAUCUUUUGUAUGUUGAUGAUGAUAUCCUUAUUCAUGCUGAUAAAUUAGUUCUAUAUAUGAAUCAAAUUACUAAUAAUGAUACACUCGAAGGUUGGUUUGAAAAAUCUGGAAAAAUUCAACGUAAAGGUAUUGGUGGAGUAUCAAAAGAAAAUUUUCCUAUUGAUAUUGUACCAGAUUAUUUAUGGGGUGCUGCAGUUUUAUAUCCAUCAAAUAUAAUAUCAAAUUUAUUAAUCAAAGCUAUAUUUAAUACAACAAUACCAAUAUUUUUUCGUGAUGAUGUUUUUAUUAAUGGUUUCAUAGCUGAACAAGCUGGUAUUAAACGAAAACAUAUGAAAGGAAUUUUGACAUAUGAUCAAACAGAAGAUGAUUUAAAUACUAAUAUGAUAAUAAUUGAUUUUAAAAAUGAAGAAAGUCGUGAAAAAGCAUGGAAUUGUUAUAAAUAUAAUAUUCAAUGUAAUAAAAAUUUACCAUUAUUAUUAUUCAGAAUUUUUGUUGGAAUAAAAACACGUAUUAUUAUGAGCAAUUAA